UAGGACGCAGCUGCCGUGCUGGUUGUGGUCGGAGCUAGUAAAAAGCUAGAAAGGAAGGAAUCAGGAAAUCUCUGGCAUCGUAGAUAAACACCCCGAAGAGGUGUGAACCCAGCUAGCACACAGCUGUCACAAUACCAAGAGAACAGUAAAAAGACCCGAUUGAGUCCAUCAUACAGCGAGGGUCAACAUGUCUGAGACAUACGACUUCCUGUUUAAGUUCCUGGUGAUUGGCAGUGCUGGGACAGGGAAAUCCUGCCUCCUUCACCAAUUCAUUGAGAACAAGUUUAAACAGGACUCCAACCACACCAUCGGCGUGGAGUUUGGUUCCAGAGUGGUCAAUGUUGGUGGAAAGACGGUCAAACUGCAGAUCUGGGACACUGCUGGGCAGGAGCGAUUUCGUUCUGUUACACGCAGCUACUACAGAGGAGCAGCUGGCGCGCUUCUCGUCUAUGAUAUUACCAGUCGGGAGACAUACAACGCCCUAACCAACUGGCUGACAGAUGCACGGACUCUGGCGAGCCCCAACAUUGUUAUUAUCCUGUGUGGCAACAAGAAAGACCUUGAAGCAGACCGAGAGGUGACCUUCCUGGAAGCGUCACGCUUUGCUCAGGAGAAUGAGCUGAUCUUCCUGGAGACCAGUGCUCUGACAGGGGAGAAUGUCGAGGAGGGUUUCCUGAAGUGUGCUCGCAUCAUCCUCAACAAGAUAGAUUCAGGCGAGUUGGACCCAGAGAGGAUGGGUUCAGGCAUCCAGUAUGGAGAUGCUUCAUUGAGGCAGCUGCGGCAGCCGAGAGGCACCACCACCACACAGAACAAGCAGCAGUGUAAUUGCUAGGGAUCGGGGCCCCGCCCUCGCCUCAGCCCACGGGCCCACACAGACAGGACGCCCUCUACAGGUGUUUUUUGGUGUGUGGGACCCUUCUCUCUGCAGUCUCACACACCUUGGAUCACCAGGAUGAGUGGUCAUAGAGAUCACUGCAACCCCUGACCCCUGACCUCUGGUAAGACUCUGUACUUCUAACCUGAGGGGGGUCAGCUUUGCCCCUGUGUCUGGGCAGGGACACCCCUCCGAGUUAACACGCUGGGAUCAUAAAGAAGAGGAAUCUUUUUAAACAAAAAAAUGGUUUCUCAGUGACUUACCAGACAGGGACGAGUCAAGGGUUGUGUGUAUGGGCUGCCCUAUUGUUGUUUUAUCUCUGAGCUUUUCAUUUUGAUUUAAAUAACACCUAUAUGCUUUCUAUGUUUGCACAUCAUUGUUUGUAAAUUAUUACUAUUGGUAAGCUAUUUUGUGCAUAAUGAUUGUUCAACCUAUCAGGAAAGGAAUUUCAUGAUUAGUUCGGUCAGCGCUUUUAAGUUUUCAUAUUCAUAAAGGCAGGCUUUUUACUAUCCAUAAUUUGAGUUAACUGUGCUUUAAAUUCAUUGAUAGUGACUAAUUGAUAAACAGUCCAAAUGUAUCCUCUUUAUAAUAUAAAUGAAGUCAACAUGCACAGAUUUUGGUUUAGAGUUCAUACAUAUAUAUAAAACCAGAUACAGAUAAUUCUUCCAUAUCCAAAUGGAAGCAGCUGAUGAGUGAGUUUAAGUGUAGUUAAGAUUUUUUUAAAGUCAUACAUGCCCAAAUGUAGAGCCCAGUUGUUUUACCCACUCUGAGGUGUGUGUUACGUUGAGUAAUUAAAAUUUUUGGUUCACAUUCAAAUGCACUAUUAUGACAUAGAGUGUUGGCCUUAGUAAUAUACUUGAUAUUGUGGAGCUACAGUAUAUUAUUCCUCGUCAUCAUGUCCCUAAACAGUCGAAGGGAACGGCCCCAUCACUCCACAUAGAUGAGCCUGUGGGUCAAGUUUAAAGCACACAAAAAAAGAGAGAUUUUGCUCUUUAUUUUACUCCAAAGUUCCCAAAGUCUGCAUCAUGAGACUUAGCCUAUGGUAAAGUCCCAGUGUCUCUGGUCCUUUCGCAGUGGAAAGUUAAGAAAGGGUCAUCAAUCUUUGCAAAACUAACACUGCCUUUUGACUCCUCCUGCUGGGCUUUUUUUCUCCAUUUGUUUUUGACCUCCUUUUAAUUCACAUUGCGCAUUCUGCGUAAGGGACGUCACAGGAAGCCACAGUUGGUUUGCCUCAGUGCCAUGUUUGGGGAAACUUUCGUGCUGCCCACUCAGUUAUCUCAUAGAGGCUUGACACUGUUUAAUCAAGCAAGGUUGUAAGUGCGCCUUGAUAAAAGUCAGGAUGCUGUUUUUAACCUUUUUUUUUUUUUUCUUUUUUUUUUUUGAGGUAGUUUUCACGUCUCCUUAUCAAGCAGCUCUACUCUGCUAUAAAAUGUCUUUGAGUUUGCCGAGCCGACCCAGAUGUUUUCUCCUUAGAACAGACCCUGUGUUGCCCCAGAGAGGAUCAGGGAAUUUCCACUAAAACGUGGUUUCCUCUUGUGGUCUUGGCGGCAGGAGAAUGAAGUUGAGUUAAUAAGUUAAAAACAUCCCGCCCCACUGUUGAGUCAAAGGCACUUUUUCUGUCUGAACCACUGAGAGCAGAUCAUACUGACCCAGCCAAGAGGAGAUCAAAACAAACCGUAUCUUCUCCUCCGGUGUUAGCAUAUGUCCUCCCAUACAAACCAUAUGCGUUUUUUUAGGUGAGCCAGCACACUGAACGGGAAAAAAAGCUGGUGUGCAAACAUGAGAUAUUAAAGGAUAUCAAGAGACAGGUGGUCAAAGGUUUUUAUUAGUUUUCAUAAAAUAUUGGCAUUGUGUGAUAGUUUGUCUACUUCUGCAAGUGCACUUUUACUUUUGAAUUUUGAUGUUUUGUUAUGUUUAUAUAUGCUGCAGCAACUAUAGAAUUGUACAUUUUAUUUUACUUGAACGGUAUACUGUAAUAAAGAUUUUAAUUGUAGAUGUUAUCAUUUCUUACUAACUAACAACUGAGAUUCUUCAUUUGAUUUCCUUGUUUAUGCUGACGCGGGACAAGGCUGCUGUAGCAGUGAGAACUGCUGCUGCCUGAGGUUCUGUUUGUUUAUUGGCCGCUGCUGACGUGGAGGUAGUGAUGAUGAAAUGACAUGUUCACUUCCUGAGCUGUAGGAGUCCAUCAGCAGCGACUCCGAUCACUCAUAUUCACAAGUUGUCAUUUAUAUUCACUCAUCAAGUCCUUUAAAUGGUUGAAUGCUGUUGACCCAGAGUCAGCUUGCAUUCAUCUGUAUUCAUUGUACAGUUCAUAAGCAGUCAUCAAAAUAGAGAGAGAGCCAUAAGAGCAUCAUUUUUUUCACUUCCUGUCUAGAUUCAAUCAUGUGGUGAACGCAAUCCAACUCAGUUGUUGCUUAGUAACUAAUGUUGUGUAAUCAACCCAAAAUACUACUGUACAUCUCAAGUAACCUAUACUGUAAAUAAGAUUUUGUCUAUUUAGGGUGACUGUUGCUCAUUGAUUGUAAUGAAUAUGCAAUUCCCAGUAAACUGCUUGUUUUUUCAGUUAGUCCUUUUCA
Perca fluviatilis (European perch) is the source of this 3450-nucleotide messenger RNA. RefSeq names its product RAB4B, member RAS oncogene family (gene rab4b). NCBI's taxonomy places the organism in Eukaryota, Metazoa, Chordata, Actinopteri, Perciformes, Percidae. The coding region runs from base 188 to 832 and encodes 214 amino acids. Gene Ontology annotation, molecular function: GTPase activity; GTP binding. The transcript has 8 exons. Gene Ontology annotation, cellular component: endosome. Gene Ontology annotation, biological process: Rab protein signal transduction; regulation of endocytosis. The record is from RefSeq and is a predicted model, not a curated record.